AUGGCCACCUUCCCAAGAGCAGCCAGCCCGUCCAGGCAGCCCCCAGGCCCAGAGGAUGAAGAUGCCAUCCUAGAUGAGUACGACCUCUACAGCCUGGCUCAUUCUUACCCGGGAGUGGGAGGCCGGAAAGGUCGCAGCAAGAGAGAAGCCGCCAUCAACACCAACCGCCACAGCCCUGGUGGGCACGAGAGGAAGCUGGUGACCAAGCUUCAGAACACGGAGCGGAAAAAGCGAGGGGCACGGCCCUGA
Rangifer tarandus platyrhynchus (Svalbard reindeer) is the source of this 249-nucleotide messenger RNA. The record is from the annotation of a GenBank genome assembly. Lineage: Eukaryota; Metazoa; Chordata; Mammalia; Artiodactyla; Cervidae.